UGCAGAUAAUACAUUUACUGCAAGAAACGCCGGUGUAACUCCCCUGCCAUGAUCGGUUAAAACACAGCUACCGGGCAAGAUACUGCAAUACAGAAAGGCAGACAGUUGAUAUACAACCAGGAGAAAAUGUACUGAAAUAUAUUCAAGACUGUUUUCACAUGUUUGCCCAGGAGUAUCCGGUGUUACGGCAGUCCCUCAGCCCAUCAAGUUCAUCCCCUGAUUUGAACCAAGAUAAUUUUCUGUCACCUUGUGACCAGAAAACAAGUUCAUACUUGGUUAAUGCCGUAAGGAGGAGUGCCUUUUCUGCCAACUGUCCAGAAGCACAACCCAGAGAAGUCAGUCAUUCAGGUGAUAACGGAUCGCCCAUCAACCCUCUCGACGAGGACGAGGAUGAGAUGUUCUUGGGGUCACCUGCUCUUCUCAUUGAAGAACAAAAAGCACCAACAGACAUGGGCUCGGUGCCUCAGAGAGCACUGCCUUCCCUUUCUUCAAAUACAGUCGCUUUGGAGUCAGAGAACCAGGAUGAGUUUUUGAUAGCCGAGUCGUUUGGGGGUCCCUCUGCCUCUUGGCUUUCGGAACCCAGAGGGAAGAGAGCACCCAUGAGAAGGAGGGUAACUUCUCCACGGCUUGAAAGUGGCACGGCUACGAAACAGCGGGGCAUAGAGAACGCGCACUGUGGGGAUCAAAUUCCAGCCGUGGAACAGCGCGGCAGUCUCUCAAAGCAGCCACCGUCCAUUGUACCUACAGCCCAGUGGUCACCCCCCAGGGGCCAGGAAAAGUCUCCCAGAAAUGCACCUCUGAACGAACAAGCAGAAAGUAAACGGAAGAAUAUGCAAAGUUCUGUUCGAAGUGCUGGGAGAAAACACAGAGUGCCGGUUUCAGAGGAGAGUGUUGAAAAUGAAUCCAGAGAACUGCGCAGCGAGUGGGCUGGCGAGCCUCGUGGGGGCGGAUUAACUGGUUCAGAGAAGAGAACUGGCCGUGCUGGUAAAGCCACCGUAGUCAGUCCUGGAUAUGAGGGUGGUGGUGUCUUACCCCCAGAAGGUUCCUGUGAGGCAGAAAAAAUACUUUCCUCCACAGAACGACAAAGUAGUUGGACACCUUCAGUGCAAUGUUCUUCCCUGCGGGCUAUAAAUAUGAAAGAUCUCAGUGGUCCAGUCUGCAGUCAAAAUGAUAAAGCAUAUUUUGAGCGUGAAAUGAUGAUUAGAAGUAACAGAGAAUCGUUUUCAGAAUCCGCUUCGGAGGAAGACUCUGCCUUGUUGGCUUCAGAUUCAUUAAAGGAAAAAGGAACCUGUCUUCGUCGAAGCAAGCGACUGCGGCUUAAACCUUUGGAGUACUGGCGUGGGCAGCGUGUGAAGUAUAAAACAAGACCUUCAGGAGGGCUUGUCGUAAGUGGAAUAAUAUCACCUGCACCAAAAGAACACCAUAAACUUAAAAGAGCAAAAAACCCCAUGAAAAUGGACUUGGGGACGAUACUGGGCAAUGCUAUAAAAGAUAAUUCACAACCAGCUUGCGUAUUUGAUGCAGCAUCUCAGCAAGUGGUUCUUGAAAAAUGUGUGAGCAGCAGUCAUUCACAUGUGCUUUUCUUCAGUAAUGAAGCCUUGUCUGUUUAUAAAUAUUUGUCCACGCCCCUCUUUUCUGCUGGCAAAAUGAUACUGAAGCCAUUCAAGGAAAAGGGAUUUCAAUAUUCCCAUACAGACACACUGGUUUUUAAUGUUGUCAAAGGCAGACUUCUUUUCACUCUCUACGAUCAUUGUUACUCUCUGUGCACCGGAGAUUAUUUCUAUGUUCCAGCAGGUAAUGCAUACAAUGUACAGAAUAUCUCCGAUGAAGAAUGUAUUUUGUUUUUCACACAGAUAAAAGGAAGCAGGCCGGAAGGUGAAUAAAAUGUCCUCAUCUCCCUGUUUUGUGGAGCAACUUGGAGAUCACAUGCUGAAAAUUGGAAGCAUUCUCAGGAGUUUCACAUUCUUGUUUUCCUGUUACACUGCUUCUGGGACCACAAAACUUUUCUCUGCCAAGUUGUAUGUUUUUGUGUUGACUUAGGUUUCUCAUGUUCUAUUGUAUGAUUGCAGCAAUAAAACAAAUACAGCUUAGUUCUAAAAAAUGGAAAUGAAAAUGAUGAGAAGCUACAAGAGCUUUAAAAAAAAGUUCCUAGUAUGUUUCCGUGGUUCCCCCUUGAAACACAGAGGACUUUUUGCUAAGACAGUGUGGGUGUUCAGUUCAGCUUGGCCUGGCUGGAAACGUGUCAUGCUUUUUGCUGCUUUGAUCGCCGUGUGAGAUUGUAUGAAGAGGCCACUUUGCAUUAAAGUGUCUAAAAGUUUUCAUGUGUAACGUGGCAGCAUUGCUAGAAAGGCAUGACCAGGCCUUAAGCUGGCUAAGGCCAAAGCAGAUGAAGAAGUUAGAGCUUCCCAUAUGUUUGAAAAUAUUAAUAAAAGUUG
Molecule: messenger RNA, 2435 nt
Organism: Eublepharis macularius
Lineage: Eukaryota; Metazoa; Chordata; Lepidosauria; Squamata; Eublepharidae
Gene: CENPC
Product: centromere protein C
Exons: 17
Coding region: 159-1883 (574 amino acids)
Biological process (GO): spindle attachment to meiosis I kinetochore; kinetochore assembly; attachment of mitotic spindle microtubules to kinetochore
Cellular component (GO): kinetochore
Molecular function (GO): centromeric DNA binding
Source: RefSeq, a predicted model, not a curated record